Molecule: messenger RNA, 780 nt
Organism: Talaromyces amestolkiae
Lineage: Eukaryota; Fungi; Ascomycota; Eurotiomycetes; Eurotiales; Trichocomaceae
Exons: 1
Coding region: 1-780 (259 amino acids)
Biological process (GO): fungal-type cell wall polysaccharide metabolic process
Cellular component (GO): fungal-type cell wall
Source: RefSeq, a predicted model, not a curated record
AUGGUUUCAUUCUCCAGCCUUAUUGUCGCCUCUGCGAUGGUGACAGCAGCUUUUGCGGCUCCCACCAAGUCCCUCACCAAGCGUUCUAACGCCAAAAAGGGUGCUGCUUACAACGACGCCAGCCUCGUCAGCCUCGUUAGUGACGCUUCCUGGGCCUACAACUGGGCAAGCUCUUCCGGCGGCACACUCCCCUCCGGCGUCGAGUUCGUACCCAUGCUCUGGGGAUCUGACACCACCGGUUGGACCACCAACGUCGAAGCCGCCCUCGCCAGCGGCAGCACCCAUAUUCUCGGAUUCAACGAACCUGAUCUCGACACCCAAUCCAACAUCGACGCUGCCACCGCCGCUGCUCUGUACAAGGAAUGGAUCACUCCUUACAAGGACCAAGCUGAAUUGGUCMCCCCCGCCGUGACCAACGGUGGCGCCCCUCUAGGUCUCACCUGGAUGGAGUCAUACCUUGAGGCCUGCAAUGGUGAAUGCGGUCAGACUGCCAUGGCUAUCCACUGGUACGCGGAUGCCGUCGACACCGACUUUGAAAGCUACAUCACCGAAGCCUAUAAUCUCGCUGCCAGCCACGGUAUCUACAAGAUCUGGAUCACCGAGUUCCAGAAGACUGGUGUUGAUGAUGCUUCUCAGGCUACUUUCAUUGGCAACACUAUCCCUUGGUUGGAUGAGACCAGCUACGUUGAGCGUUAUGCCUACUUUUACGUUGCCGACGGUUAUUUGACCAGCGGUAGCUCUUUGAGCACCAUCGGCUCUGCUUAUAACUCUGACGAGUAA